Messenger RNA from Daucus carota subsp. sativus, 799 nucleotides. RefSeq names its product cytochrome b5. The record is from RefSeq and is a predicted model, not a curated record. Gene Ontology annotation, molecular function: heme binding. The transcript is spliced from 4 exons. Bases 147 to 551 code for a protein of 134 amino acids. Lineage: Eukaryota; Viridiplantae; Streptophyta; Magnoliopsida; Apiales; Apiaceae. Gene Ontology annotation, cellular component: intracellular membrane-bounded organelle; membrane.
AUUACAUAUCUUACCGAGGUUCACUCCGAUAAUAAAAAAAGACGCAAGCACUGUAUCAAGACUCAAGAGUCAAGGCCACUGAAACAAAAAGCUCCUUUCAGAUUACGCUUACACUCUCUUUCUCAAACUUCAACGAAUCAUCUGAAAUGGGGUCAGAUCCGAAGAUUCACAAUUUUGAGGACGUGGCCAUCCACAACAAAACCAAGGAUUGUUGGCUUAUUAUUGCUGGAAAGGUGUAUGAUGUCACUCCAUUCAUGGAUGAUCACCCGGGAGGUGAUGAAGUCCUGCUAGCAGCAACUGGGAAAGAUGCAACAGAUGAUUUUGAAGACACUGGUCACAGUGAUAAUGCUAGAGAGAUGAUGGUGAAGUACUAUAUUGGUGAUAUAGACUCCUCAACUGUUCCACAGAAACGUGCUUAUGUUGCACCACAGCAACCUAACUACAAUCCAGACAAGACUUCGGAAUUUGUGAUUAAGAUUUUACAAUUUCUCAUCCCCAUCUUGAUCUUGGGCUUGGCAUUUGCAGUACGACAAUACACCAAAGAGAAAUAGGCAUCAGGAAGCAAUGUCCAGGAUCAGAUGGUUGCACUUGGCAACCAAUUGUUUAAUUAGAACAGUUUCUUUUUUUGUUUUUGUUCUGUAAUUUGAACGUGAGUUUGUAAUUUGGUCCUGUUAUCUUCUUGAAUGUCUCAUUGUAUCAUCAUCGACUAAGUUGUGUUAUGUUUAUGAUAAUUAGGAGUAUAUGGCCUUUUCGGUGGACUCAUUUGCCCUCGGAAUAUUAUGUUGCAACCUUUUUUUCA